Messenger RNA from Strongylocentrotus purpuratus (purple sea urchin), 6110 nucleotides. RefSeq names its product nardilysin. The transcript has 27 exons. Lineage: Eukaryota; Metazoa; Echinodermata; Echinoidea; Camarodonta; Strongylocentrotidae. The coding region runs from base 47 to 3343 and encodes 1098 amino acids. Gene Ontology annotation, molecular function: metal ion binding; metalloendopeptidase activity. Gene Ontology annotation, biological process: proteolysis. The record is from RefSeq and is a predicted model, not a curated record.
CACAAAGAGCGUUCCAUAUACAUUGCAUGCUGCAUCAGGAAAAAAUAUGGACAAACAUUCCGGCGUUGAAAGUGGUCAGCCUUCUGUUAAUAAAAGCCCAAAUGAUAAGAAAGAUUACAGGGUUGUGAAGCUAGACAACGGCAUAACUGCACUGCUGAUAAAGGAUGUUGACAACACUAACAGCAAGGAAGAUGAUGAGCAUGAUGAUGAAGAACAAGAGAUGGAGGAGGAGGAGACGGAAGGAGGUGAUGGAGCUGGGCUCGAAGGAGGAGAUGGGAACUUAUCUGUGAAGAGGAGGAAGCAGGAAUCCAGCGGUACCGAUGAUGGAGAGAUGGAAGAAGAGCAGGAAGAGGAAGAGGAGGAGGAACUAGAAGGAGGAGAUGAGGAAGAGGAGGAGGGAGAAGAGUCAUCCCAACGAAAGAAACCCAAGAAACAAUCAAAGAUGGCAGCAGCAGCUCUCUGUGUUGGUAUUGGUAGCUUUAGUGAUCCAGACGAUAUCCCGGGGUUUGCUCACUUUCUAGAACACAUGGUGUUUAUGGGGAGUGCUAAAUAUCCCGAUGAGAAUGCUUUUGAUGCCUUCAUCACAAAACAUGGCGGUAGCGACAAUGCCUCAACAGGAUUUGACAAAACCGUAUUUCAGUUUGAGGUUCAGAGGAAGCACUUUCAAGAAGGUCUAGACAGGUUCGCUCAGUUCUUCACCGAGCCUCUUCUCAAGGAAGAUUCGACAGACAGAGAGCUAGAAGCAGUGGAUAGCGAGUUUCAGAUGAGUGUACAGAACGACUUCCAUCGUAAGCAGCAGAUGAUGAGUGUGUUCUGCAGGGAGGGGCAUCCUAUGGGAAAGUUCACUUGGGGUAACUCUAAAUCCCUGAAGCUCGACCCUGCUUCUAAGAGCAUCAAUGUUCAUGAGAGACUUAAGGAGUUCAGGAAACGGAUGUACUCGGCUCAUUACAUGACACUGGUGGUCCAGUCAAGAGAUUCUCUGGAUGAUUUGGAGCUUUGGGUGAGGGAGGCAUUUAGCAAUGUCCAGAACAAUUCUUUGGAGAGGCCCUCCUUCACAUCCUGUGGUCAGCCGUUCCAACAUGAGAAAUUCCACAAGCUUUACAAAGUUGUACCAGUCCAAGAUCAGCAUACCCUGGACCUGACAUGGUCCAUGCCCUCUCAACAGAAACACUACAGAUGCAAACCUCUUCACUAUCUUGGCUGGUUGCUUGGCCAUGAAGGAAAAGGAAGCAUUAUGGCUCUUCUCAAGAAACGAGCUCUGGCAUUGAGGUUGUACUGUGGUAACUCAGAGAGCAGUACCGAACACAACGAGACGUACGCUGCGUUCAGCUUCAACAUCGUACUCUCCGACGAAGGCCUGAAGAGAGUGGACGAGGUGUUGGUGAUUAUCUUUCAAUAUAUCAACAUGCUGCUCAAGGAAGGCCCACAGAAGAGAAUAUUUGAUGAAAUCAAGAUAGUGGAUGACAAUGUCUUCAGGUUCUUCUCAGAGAUGGACCCUAUAGACAACGUAGAGGACAUGUCAGAGAGGAUGCACCUGUACCCCACAGAGGAAUACAUUACAGGCCCUCUAAUACAGACAGAAUACAAUGAACAGCUGAUCAGGGAAUGCACCAAUCACCUGUCUCCAGAGACAGCCAACAUCAUCAUCUCGUCCAAAGAGUUUGUUGGUAAGACGGAUCAGAAGGAGGAGUGGUUCGGAACCGAGUUCAUCGUCCAAGACGUCCCAACAGAGUGGAAGGCAAAGAUGAAGAAUGCUGGUUUGAACCCUGAUCUGUACCUGCCGACACCCAAUAAAUUCAUUGCAACUGAAUUUGACCUGAACAAGCCUGAUGUACCAGACACAGAUUACCCAACAUGCAUCUUGGAUACAGAGCACAGCAAGCUAUGGUAUAGACGAGAUACCAAGUUCAGCAUGCCCAGAGCAUCCAUGUACUUUCACUUCAUGACCCCUCUGGUCAACCUCUCUCCCAAACACGCCGUGACCUUUGACCUGUUUGUGUGCCUGUUGGAGCAUCAGUUGACGGAGACGGCGUACGAGGCUGAGGCGGCCGAGCUGAGCUACACACUGAAGGCCUUGGAGAGUGGGCUUGAAAUCAAACUCUACGGUUUUAAUCACAAGCUUCCACUUCUGUUUGAGACUAUCGUGGAUGUUAUCGCAAAUUUUACCUUCUCUCAAGAAAUGUUUGUGGCUGUGAAGGAAAACCUGAAGAAUUCUUACCAUAACUACAUCCUCAAGCCAGCCAAAGUCUGCAGGGACUUGAGACUGUCCAUCCUUCAGAAGGUCAAGUGGACAGCGAUGGACAAGGACAGGGUUGUCCAAGCGGUCAGCUCGACGGACGUUAUGAACACGGCCAAAGACUUCCGUUCCAGGUUUUUCUUUGAGGCAAUGGUGCAGGGCAAUUUCUCCUCAAAGGAGUUCAUCAGCCUAGAGCAGUACCUACGGGAGAAGCUCAGCUUUGCACCCAUCCCUGAAUCGGAGAGACCUGUCACCAGAGUGAUGGGCGUGCCAGGGGGGUGCCACACCCUGAGAUGGAAAGCAUACAACCAGUCCGAUGCUAACACCGUCAUCACAAACUACUUCCAGGCUGGUCCUGGGACCGUCAGGAGUCUCAGUGUUCUUGAUGCGCUCAUGACUGUCAUGGAAGAGCCCUGCUUCAACAUUCUGAGAACACAGGAACAAUUAGGGUACACAGUUAAUGCAUCAAUGAGGAACACCUUUGGAAUUCUGGGCUUUGCCAUUUCAGUCAACACACAAGCAAACAAAUUCAGUGCCAGCUAUGUUGACGGUUGCAUGGAUGCCUUCCUAGCGACGUUCAGUGAUCAGCUGGAUCAGAUGAGCAAAGAGGACUUCAGGACCCAGGUGGAAGGUUUGAUCAACAUCCUUCAGUGCGAGGACUCGUCCCUCCUGGAAGAAUCGGACAGGAACUGGAGCUACGUUCUCAACCAGGAGUAUACCUUUGACAGGAUACACAAGAAGGUUGAGGUUCUGCGAUGUUUGACAUUAGCUGAUAUUAAGACAUGCUUCAGGGAGCACAUCCAGGGCGGGACUAACUUCCGCAAACUGAGUGUUCAGGUCAUUGGUUAUGGUGAGCACGAGAAAAGCAACCCCAUAAACGCUUCCACCAAUGGAGAUACAGAAGUAGAUGACAUCGCAAUCACAUCAGCCAAUCAGAUUGCAGAUGAGAUAGAUGCAGCCAAUCAGGGAUCAGUCCAUUCAAAAUUGGACCAAUCAGAGUCGAGAGUUCUACCACAGGAUGAGGGCGUGUCAGGGGCGUGUAUAGCAGACAUUAGGACAUUUAAACAAGAUUUAUCGGUUCUUCCAAUCAGUAAGAUAGAUCGUUGAUGAAGGCCUAUGAUUUAGACUAGUAAGGUAGUUUACUUAUUUAGAUGAGGAGAUAUGUGGAUAUAUAUUUGGUCAAAUUGGAGAAUUUUUGCAACAUAUUUAUGAUGGGAAUGCAGAAAUCCUUCCUCUUUUUAUCAAUCCAGGGUGGUCAACAAACAAACAUAAUUACAAUUUAGAGGAGUACCGGUAUGAACUAAUGCAUGAAGUGCAGAUUCCCUUGCGGCCCAGGUGCAACUUUGAAGUUUUUAGAUGCUCUCCAGUACAAUCUGGACAUUAUUUUGAAUUAUUUUCAACCAAAUAACUCAUAUUUCUUCCUAGUAAUUGUUGAGAAUGGCUUUGACUUUUUGAUUAAAAAAAAAAAAAAUCAUGUUUCCAUUAAAAUUUUAGUCUGUAUUUGAUUUCCAAACCAGUUAUUGUAAAAUUUCAAACCCCCUGCCGUUACAUGUUAAAGCUACAUAGUAUUCUGUGUCCAUGUGUAUUGGUUCGUAAUUCGCUGACACCAGAUUGGGUUGAAUUACCAAUUAAUGCGUCUGUGUGUGCAAAGAUCUCUGAAGCAUUGAACUUGUGGUCCCACCGGAAACUACUCCAACUUGCCUUCAUAUCUCAAGGGUGAAGAAAAUUUGAUAUUAUGAGAAUUCUAUAUGGCGAUAGACUACUAGGCACCGUGUGCUAAACAAGACUUGUCGAUGGUAAAAGUGAAGUCUAGGUGACUGACAACACCUGUUAUUGGGUAAACACCAGAAUGGUGUCUAAUUCCCCAUGAAAGCACACUACUAUGUGUCUUUGAAACCCCUUGUAAGUCUCUUCUCUCUGUCUCUUUGUCUAUCUGUCUGUCUCUGUUCGUCUCUGUCUCACUUUCCUCUGUUCAAUAUUCCAGUGAUAGCUUUCUCUGUCUUCCACUUCCUUUCAUAUUUCUAGUGUAACACUGGAAGGAAUGAAAUAAUAUAGUACCCUCGAUCUAUAGCAUACCUUUCUGAUUUGCAUGUAGCAAUAGACCUGUUUACUAACAUAUUUAAAUUUAUGGAUGUUUCUUUCCUGGGCACCUAGUGACAAGUUGUUCCACUAACCUGUCAUUAAUGAAUGAACUUCAAUACUCAGAAUCCAGUCUGCUUAUGUUACUUGUUCCUAUGUCGGGAAAGCCUCAGGCAACCUUUCAGGUUGAAUGACCUUUUGUUUAAAAGGAUGCAUACAAUUUGAAUAUGUUAUUAAACAGGUCUUGUCUUUACAUACAAGGUUCAAGCCCCCCUGGUUCCAAGAUUUUUUUCUGACUUGUUUUUCAAUACAGAUCGAUCAAUCGAUCUUAUUUACUGGGUGUAAACCACAGAUAUGUUUAAAUAAGGUCUUGUCUAUUAUAAAGUAUUGAAUUGUAUAGUGUUGUUCUAUAAUGAUGGUUGGGUUUAGCUCUAUAUGCUUGCCUCAAACCCAUUUCUAGAAGUUUUUUUUCUCAAAUUAUUACCCAAGAUAAAUUGUCCAAAUUGGAAAAUCUCUACCAAUGUAUCUAUGAUUGUAAAGAGAAAAAUUUGUAGGGUUUUUCCCUUAAUGUCAGCUUUUUUUUUCCAUUCUAAUUUUCCUUGACAUUCAGAAUUAUUAUACACAUGUUCUAUCCUAAAAACAGAUAAAAUUAUGAGUAAAUUAUUUCUGUGAAACUCAUGUAUAUCAUGUACAAUGUCUUUAGGCAUGUUUUAAUUCUUAACAACAGAUCAAAGUUAUGAUGCAUUAUUGGUUAAUAACUGCGUAGAUGGAGGCAUAUUCACUGCUUAACAUGGAAAACGUCAGCAAAAACACAAAUGAAAAGAUACAAUACUAUUAGCUUAUGUUGACUUCAAUUAUUUCGCUGUGAUGAAAUUCAGAGUAGACAAUAACUUGUUGGAGUAGGAACAUAUGCUACAUUUUGAGACCACUUAAUGGUCAUUCAUCAUUUUAUGUACCGUUUAUAAUAUAUUGCAAAUGAUAUAAUCUGCACAUGAAGUCGGUUUGUGCCAUACUGACUGCAUGGCCACCACUCUGUAAUGCGUUGAUCUUCAAUAAAAAGGAUAAUGUACAAUUUAUACAAAAAAAGAUGAUCAUAGUGGAAACUCCUUCGAAACACUUUGAUUUUGCUGUGUCCAUAUGUAAAUGUCAUAUUAUCUUGUAUUUUAAAUCAUGUCAAUAUUUUGUUUUAAAUUAAAGGGCAAUCUUUUCAACUUAAAUUUUAUUUAUUUAAUUCAUUUUCUUUUUUCUUCUUUAAAAAAAAAUUGAAAUCAGGAUAUUAAUGGAAAUAAAUUCAUGUUUUGAAUAUCAUUAUCCCUAAUGUUAUGUACCCCACAAAGGACUCACUCUAAUUAUAUGUUCUUUCUGUCAAAAGAUGAAUUCAAUCAUUAUAUUUUAAAGAUAUUGUUAUUCCUAUGAAUCACAACUGCAAUACAUUUUUAAAAUCAUUAUUAAGGAACAUUUUUAAUUUUUUUAAAAAAUAUUUGUCGGAUGAGGUUUAAGUAAUUAUCCGAUCCUACAGAUUUUUUGUUUACAUUAUGAUUUGUUGGAACAGGGUUAAAAUGAUUGAAUUCAAGUUUUUACGUUUCUUUGCUUUUUUGUUGGGGUUAGAUUUGUUGAUAAUAUUUUUAUUAACCGAUAGAUCAAAUGCUUUGUGUCCUGAAUUGGUCAAGAUUUUUUGUUCAUGUAAUGGUAGAUAUAAAUGACACUUUGACAACAUCAUGUGUGCGGAAAGACAUUGUUAAAGAUUCGUUAUUUAAUUAAUUAAAGGCAUAUUUUGUCACAAAUUUUACGCAAA